Molecule: messenger RNA, 3844 nt
Organism: Hydractinia symbiolongicarpus
Lineage: Eukaryota; Metazoa; Cnidaria; Hydrozoa; Anthoathecata; Hydractiniidae
Product: membrane-bound transcription factor site-1 protease-like
Exons: 28
Coding region: 211-3063 (950 amino acids)
Biological process (GO): proteolysis
Cellular component (GO): Golgi apparatus
Molecular function (GO): serine-type endopeptidase activity
Source: RefSeq, a predicted model, not a curated record
UUAUCAACGAUGGGCACAUACAAAAGAUAACAAAUAUGGCUGUCUGGUCCGGCGACAAAAUACUAAACUAAAACCCCGUGAUGUGGUUUCGCUCUAUUCUUUAGCUAGCUAGCCACCUUAAUCUGUGCCUUGCACUAAGUUGCUGCAUUAAACACUAUUUCUUAAUGUUUUCCAUCAACUUUUAACUGUAUUCACCCUAAAAAAACACCAAUGACGGCUCCGUACAGUUCCCAACCCUUCUUGUACAAGGUGGCGAUAUGCCUCUUCUUGAUAAGUAUUGGUAUGUGGAAUCCUAAUUUUCAAAUAUUUAUUGGUGUUGAAUGCUCUUCUGAAGAAGUUGUGAAAGGAAAAUCAUAUGACUAUGCAUCUUCAAUUGUUCAAAAUGAAUUUAUUGUAUCAUUUAAUGGCUAUUAUGAUGAAAAGCAAAGACAUACUUAUGUUGAGAAUGCACUUAAAAACUUUAAGAACAGCUCAUGGAGAGAAGUGCGUAGAACAAACCUGGCCUCUGACUUCCCAAGUGACUUCACAGUGCUGCAGAUACCUUUUGAUCCUGCUCAAAAAAUACAAGCUUUAAAAAAAGACAAAUUCAUUCGAUCUGUUACCCACCAAAGAAAAGUGACUAGACAGCUGAAGAAUGUUAAUCCAUAUCAUAUGGAUGCACAAAAUUGGUUCCCCAGAAAAUUAAAAAGAUCAAGUUUUGAUCCGUAUGCAGAAGAUUCUACUACUUCCCAUAAAUCGAGAAAAAUUUUGAGAUCUUUACCAAGACAGAUUACACAGGCUAUGCAAGCAAAUAUUUUGUGGGGUCUAGGAUAUCGAGGAAAGGGAGUAAAAGUUGCUGUUUUUGAUACUGGGUUACCCAAAGCCCAUCCACACUUCAAAAAUGUUAAAGACCGGAGUGAUUGGACUGACGAAAAAACACUCAGUGAUGGUGUUGGUCAUGGUACGUUUGUGGCAGGUGUGAUAGCCUCAGACCGUGAAUGUUAUGGUUUCGCACCUGAUGCUGACCUUUAUGUGUUUCGAGUUUUUACAAGCAAACAAGUCUCUUAUACUUCCUGGUUUCUUGAUGCUUUUAACUACGCGUUACUGAAAAAAGUUGAUAUAUUAAAUUUAAGUAUUGGUGGUCCUGAUUUUAUGGAUAAACCUUUUGUUGACAAGGUAUUUGAAUUAACAGCUAAUAAUGUUAUUAUGGUAUCUGCUAUUGGUAAUGAUGGACCACUUUAUGGAACUUUAAACAAUCCUGCAGAUCAAAUGGACGUUAUUGGUGUUGGUGGUAUCGAUUUUGAGGACCAGAUUGCAAAAUUUUCCUCUAGAGGAAUGACAACUUGGGAAUUACCAUAUGGAUAUGGACGAAUGAAGCCUGACAUUGUGACUUAUGGUGCUGGUGUUAGAUGCUCUAGUUUAAAGGGUGGCUGUCGUUCCUUAUCAGGCACUAGUGUUGCAUCACCAGUUGUUGCAGGAGCUAUAUCACUUUUGAUUAGUUCAGUGCUUCAUAAAAAAAUACAAAUCAAUCCUGCAAGUGUAAAACAAGCUUUAAUAUCUUCUGCUGUACGAGUACCAGAUGCAAACAUGUUUGAACAAGGACAUGGCAAGUUAGAUUUGAUAAAAGCAUACAGAGUACUAAGUACUUACACGCCUCAUGCAAGUGCAAGUCCAAGCUACAUUGAUUUAACAGAAUGUCCUUACAUGUGGCCUUACUGCACUCAGCCCAUUUAUUAUGGUGCCCUUCCUACUCUUGUUAAUGUUACCAUCUUAAAUGGCAUGGGUGUGUCAGGAAGAAUCAAAGGACAACCUAUAUGGGAACCAUUCAAGGGAGAUAAUGGCCAGUACAUUGAGGUUGCAUUUUCAUAUUCUGAAAAUUUAUGGCCAUGGGCUGGUUAUUUUGCGGUGCAUAUAACUGCCUCUAAAGACGCUGCGGAUUGGGAAGGUUUUGCCAAAGGAAUAAUUACAUUAAAUGUGACAUCACCUGCAAAGGCCGAAGGUGAAGAAGAACAGAUUUCAACAGUUUCAAUUCCUCUCAAAGUUAAAAUCAUACCAACUCCACCUAGAAACAAAAGAAUUUUAUGGGACCAAUUUCACAAUUUGAGAUAUCCUUCUGGUUAUUUUCCUCGCGAUAAUUUAAAUAUAAAGAGUGAUCCACUUGAUUGGAACGCUGAUCAUGUGCACACCAACUAUAGAGAUUUAUACCAACAUCUUAGGAAGCAAGGAUAUUUUGUUGAAGUAUUGGGUACUCCUUUUACAUGUUUUGAUGCCAAAGAAUACGGAGUUUUACUGCUAACUGAUCUAGAAGAAGAAUAUUUUGCGGAGGAAAUUCUUAAACUACAUUACGACAUAUUUAAAAACAAACUAUCAGUGAUAGUAAUUGCAGAGUGGUACAAUGUCGAAGUGAUGAAGAAAAUUCAAUUCUUUGAUGAAAAUACACGCCAGUGGUGGAUACCUGAAACAGGAGGUGCUAACCUACCAGCUAUGAACGAACUCAUGAAGUCAUGGGGGGUAGCAGUGACCAAUCAAGUUGUGAGAGGAACACUAGAUAUUGGUGGGAGAGAAGUACCGUAUUCUUCUGGUACCACCAUUGGUAAGUUUCCUGAAGAUGGUGCCUUAUUUCGUGCUUCGAAACUGGUUAGUCAAGCUGACGAAGUUGUGUUUGGUGAAAGCAAUACAAUCGCGGAUGUGCCAGUGCUUGGAUUCUAUAAUCCAAAGGAACCUCUUUCUGGAAGGAUUGUGGUUUAUGGCGAUUCUAAUUGUCUGGAUUCUGCUCACAUGGAAAAAGAUUGCUUUUGGCUGCUUGACCAUAUGUUGAACUAUACAUUAGAUGCGUCAGAAAUUCCUUCCUCUCUGCAAUUAUCAAGUGAUCCUGUUGAUCAGGAUUUGUUGAACAUUCCCUAUCGUCGUGAGGGUAACAAACUACACUUGUAUUCGAAAGUGAUCGAGAAGGACGGAGAUGAGUUAAAGACGAGACCUUUACCAACGUGUCCAUCAUUGAAGUGGAGUAAACCGCUUUUUAGAAAUGGAACUGCACCGCCAAACCUUUUUCCCGGGGUCACCAAAAAGCAGGAUCCGACGUAGAGCGUCUGAUGACCAAUAGCAAUGGUGGAUUGUUUGGACGUUCGGAGAUCCUCCUCACUUACAUGGCCGUAUUCUGCGUGCUAGUGUGUCUUUGCUGUAUCAUCCGAAGGAAGGUCAAAACAAAACAAAAUAUGGUGGUUAGAAAGCAAAGGAUCACAUUAGUGAAUUAUAUUUGAUUUAAUCUCAGAAGACGAAUUCACCUACACCAGCUUUAACGAAGGGAACGCUCUCCGUGUAGGCGAAGUUUUCGGUAGCCAAGACGUUCUCGUGCAGACAGUAGAAGCAGGUUGUAUUUAUUUUAGCAAAUUUAUAGUGGAAUUAUUUUAGUGGUUAACGGUGUUUUUAAUAAAUUUAUUUUAAAUUGUCAAAAGCCUAAAUGGGACCUCUAAAUUUUUUUUAUUUUUCGCAUGAAAAAUUUUUUAACCGAUAUGGUAAUAUUUCUCGUUUCAACGCCGAUCCUAAUGUCUAUGGAGCUUGUGACGCUUAAGUUGGCGCUAGGCGGAUUUUUCUUACGGAGGUGUUUGUGUCAAUGAAAGUUAAAUCGUUCAGUUAAGCCAGCCUCGGUUAAUUUUUCUUCUUGCAAAAACGCAUAUCUGUUCUGGUUCCGCAAAAUAUACAUAACUAAUGCCACAAUAAACAUGAAAACGAGGUUUAUUGUAAAUUAUUUAUGUUUCGUAGUGUAUUUUUCCGUUUUUAUCGUUCCGCUUUAUUGACGAGUGGGAAUGUUAUUACUUAUUGUAUAUAAAAAUGCAUUUAUAUGCAGUAGAAUUUUUAUAACUUA